UAAAGCUAUUUAGAAAAGUUAAAGAACAUUUUAUUCAGUAUCUUUAUUGAAUUGUAUUAUUUCUCAAUUUCAUACCAUAUAAAAGAAAAAAAUUUAGAUUCAUACAACUACCAUUGAACCGUAUUUGCUUUUACGUAGCUUGAAAUAAAAUGAUUAGAAACGCUCAUUGAACAAUUUUACUAACGUAUCCAGAAAAUGGCAAGCAAAACAAUAACAUGUUCUUACAUUCCGGCUGGACUAGCCGCAACAAUUGACAAGGAAAUUAUGUCAGACGUUUAUGGGUAUUCCGUAGAGCAGUUAAUGGAAUUGGCUGGUCAUAGUAUUGCAACGGCCGUAUGUUCUCUUUCAAUACCAACCAACCGCAUUCUGUUUCUGUGCGGUCCAGGGAACAAUGGAGGAGAUGGAUUGGUUGCGGCACGGCAUUUAAAGCAGCGACAAUGCGAUCAGUUUGAAUCAAAUGUUACGGUGUUGUACCCAAAAAAAAAUUCAAAUGAUUGUCUUGUUCAGAAUUUAUAUUCUCGCUUAUUGGAUCAAGCGGAACACGAAGGGUGCAAAAUUAUUACAGAUAUUAAAGAAACGUCAUCCUCAAUAGACAUAAUAACGGGUUUGAAUUCUAACUUUGACAUUGCUGUGGAUGCAUUUUUCGGUUUUGGAUUUAAAGGAAGUAUGAGAGAACCUUAUAACAGUAUAAUACAAAUAUUAAACGAAACUACGCUUCCUAUCGUUUGUGUAGAUGUACCGUCUGGCUGCAACGAUACUCCAGAUUUAUGUAGUACAUAUGUGACAAAACCUUCCAUGAUCGUUUCUCUGAUGGUACCUAAGCUAUGUACGAAAUUUAUAUUGGAAAGGCCUGAGAAUUCUACAUGCAUUCAUUAUCUUGGUCAGCCAAAUUUACCCAGACAUUAUAAAGACAAGUAUUCGCUUAACGUUCCUCGCCGUGUUCACUCUAAUGACACAUCCAUUAUUCGUCUCAAUCCAUGAAGAGUAUCAGUCUAAAUUUUUUUAAAAUAUAUUUUUUUUUCCUUCAAUGUGUUUUCCGCAUUCAUGAAACACUCAAUUUAUUUUCUUUUUAAAAUACUUGCGUGCUGCUUUUUAAAUUUUUACAUGUACUGUGACUUUAUUGAUGCAGCUGGACAAAUUAGAGGAAACUAAAACUAAGAGUAUGUUUUCCGCUGCUACAAAACAUAAUGGAAUACAACUUGAUAGAAUUGAAAUCAACCCGCCUGUUUCAUCUCAUCCUGUUGAUUUAAAAAAAGUUCUACAGACAUUACAUAGUAAAAGUAAUACUUUGAUCACUGAGAAGUGUUUAGAAGAAGCUAAUUUUCUUUCACCUAAAAAAUGUAAUACCGAAAUUAAAACAAAGAAAAAAAAGAAGUUAGAAGAAACCGCUUAAACGUUUCAUGAAGUAUAAUUUUUAAUUUCCCAUAAUCAUUGACUUUUGAAAGCAUUUUAAAUAAAUAUAAAAAUUUAUAAAAAUACAAAUUUAUCAAAAUUCAUAAAUAGGAAAGAAGUACAGAAGACAUAAUAUUAUCUUAUUGACUCUUCAACGUGAUAUUUUUCAAGAAAAAUCACAGUUUUCUUACUCAUCGGUCAUGUAUUUAUAGCUUAAAAAUUUCGCUUCCAAUUGUGAAAAAAUUCUUGAUCUUUAUUUAAAGUUAUGAAACAAAGAAAAUGAUCAUAAUUUUAAGCUAAUAAGCAUUUUUUUUUUCUUUCCCAAUAACUGAAUACAUAAACGAACGCCUCAUUUGGUGUCUUUCACAUCGUUUUUGAUUUAGAUUGUUCACAAAUGUGUCAUAGCGUUAAAAGUUUAAAUAAUUAAGUAAUUGAGAACGAGAAGUUAAAUAUAUGAAGUCUUAAAAGUGCAACGUUCAUUAA
Hylaeus volcanicus is the source of this 1875-nucleotide messenger RNA. RefSeq names its product NAD(P)H-hydrate epimerase-like. Gene Ontology annotation, molecular function: NAD(P)HX epimerase activity. The transcript is spliced from 9 exons. The record is from RefSeq and is a predicted model, not a curated record. NCBI's taxonomy places the organism in Eukaryota, Metazoa, Arthropoda, Insecta, Hymenoptera, Colletidae. Gene Ontology annotation, cellular component: mitochondrion. Bases 196 to 981 code for a protein of 261 amino acids.